Cheilinus undulatus (humphead wrasse) is the source of this 3989-nucleotide messenger RNA. RefSeq names its product zinc finger, FYVE domain containing 1 (gene zfyve1). The record is from RefSeq and is a predicted model, not a curated record. NCBI's taxonomy places the organism in Eukaryota, Metazoa, Chordata, Actinopteri, Labriformes, Labridae. The coding region runs from base 351 to 2690 and encodes 779 amino acids. Gene Ontology annotation, molecular function: metal ion binding. The transcript has 13 exons.
AACAGUUAUUCACAACUGUUCAUUCGUGUAGUUCCCAAAGCCUCACUUUCCCAUAAUGCGUUGCGUUUGUUUGACUUUUGAACUCUGGAUAAAAACAAGCCGAUCAGCUGAUGUAAAAGCAACAACAUCAACAGGGGUCUGACACCAAAUAGCUCUGCUAGCUGAGUUUCUCACUAACGUUAGCUGUCUGUGUCGGUCUGUCGGCGGUGCUAGACUGAAUACGUGUCCACUUUUAGACCGUGAUGAGGCAGCACUUUAGUUCACCAGUCAGUCGACGUCGGUCGGACCAGUAGCCACUGCUAGUCCUAGUUGGUGUUAGUAACCUGUCGACCUGUCCUGUUGGGGUUGAGAUGAGUGGUCAGGGUCCAGCUGUAGACAAAGGGAUGAACACUGUCCUGGGCUGUCAGGAGAGCUACGCCUGUGGAGGUUCAGACGAGGCAGCGUUUGAAUGUGAUGAAUGCGGCAGCUUGCAAUGUGUCCGUUGUGAACUGGAGCUUCAUCGCCAGGAGCGGAUGAGGAAUCACGACCGGGUUCGGAUUGCACCGGGACACGUUCCUUUCUGUGACUCGUGCAAAGGUGACAGCAGCUGCCCUGUCAACGGAGGGCGUCUCAGAGCGGUGGUGCGCUGCCAGGGCUGUAAGAUCAACCUGUGUUUGGACUGCCAGAAACGCACCCACAGCGGAGUCAACAAGAGGAAGCACCCUCUGACACCUUACCCACCCGCCAAGGCUCCACAGGAUAACAGUAUAGGUGCAGGGGAUUCUCAGAUGGAGAUCCUGAAGGCAGAGCUAGAGAAAGUAUGCAGCUUCCUUUUGGUGGAUGAGAGGGAGGAGAUGCAGGUAAAGAAUGAAGAGGAAUUUGUGAGCAGACUGGGCUGCAAGCCGGAUGAGCUCCUUAAGGUGGUGUCCAUCUUUGGAAACACUGGGGAGGGCAAGUCCCACACUCUGAACCACACAUUUUUCCUUGGAAGAGAGGUUUUCAAAACCUCACCCACUCAAGAGUCAUGCACUGUGGGUGUAUGGGCAGCUAUGGACCCUGUGCACCGGGUGGUGGUAAUCGACACUGAAGGCCUUCUAGGAGCUGGGGCCAAUCAGGGCCAGCGAACAAGACUACUCCUCAAAGUCUUAGCCAUAUCUGAUGUGGUCAUCUACAGAACCCAUGCAGACCGUCUCCAUGAUGAUCUCUUCAAGUUUCUUGGUGAUGCGUCAGAUGCCUACCUAAAGCAUUUCACGAAGGAGCUGAAGGCGACCACCACCCGCUGUGGUCUGGAUGUCCCAUUGUCCACUCUAGGCCCUGGAGUUAUCAUUUUCCAUGAGACGGUCCACACCAAGCUGUUAGGGUCAGACAAACCGUCUGAAUCAGCUGAGCGUCUUCUCCAGGAGCGUUUCAGAAAACUAGGUCUGUUUCCAGAAGCAUUCAGCUCCAUCCAGUACCGUGGAACGCGGACCUACAACCCCCCCACAGAUUUCAGCGGUUUGCUGCGCAGCCUGGAGCAACAACUGGAUAACAACACCACCCGCUCUCCACGCUCCGCUAGUGUUAUCUACAAGGCUCUGCAGGCGCUGAGUGAGAGCUUCAGUGGGGAGAUCCCUGAUGAGCACAUGACUAGUAACUCCUUCUUCCCUGAUGAGUACUUCACCUGCUCAUGUCUCUGCCUCAGCUGUGGUUCAGGCUGUAAGAGAAGCAUGAAUCACCUGAAGGAAGGACUUGACCAUGAAGCCAAACAUCGCUGCCGCUACUCCGCCCAGUACGACAACCGCAUCUACACCUGCAAGGCCUGCUAUGAAGGAGGGAAGGAGGUUAUAGUUGUUCCAAAGACAACUGCGUCAUCGGACUCACCAUGGUUUGGUCUGGCCAUUUAUGCCUGGUCUGGGUAUGUCAUAGAGUGCCCAAACUGUGCGGUGAUCUAUAGAAGCAGACAGUACUGGUAUGGAAACCAGGACCCAGUGGAAACAGUUGUGCGGACAGAGAUCCAUCAUAUCUGGCCUGGGUCCGAUGGAUUUUUGAAAGACAACAACAAUGCUGCUCAGAGGUUGCUGGAUGGAGUCAAAUACAUUUCUCAGUCUGUGUCCGAACUCAGCGUCAAACCUGCCAAAGCAGUUACCUCCUGGCUUACCGAUCAGAUUGCUCCUGCGUACUGGAAACCCAACUCCCUUAUCCUGAACUGCUCCAAAUGUGCUGAAGAGUUCCAGCCGAAUGACACAAAGCACCAUUGUCGUGCGUGUGGUGAGGGCUUCUGUGACUCCUGCUCCUCAAAAACCAGACCCGUCCCAGAGAGGGGCUGGGGUCUAGCCCCUGUUCGAGUGUGCGAUGCCUGUUUCCACAACAGAGGAAUCUCAACUGAGCUGCUGGAUGCUGCCUUGGAGGAGGAGGGGGGUACCCUGAUAGCCAGGAAGGUCGGAGAGGCGGUUCAGAACACUUUAGGAGCUGUAGUUGGUGCCAUUGACAUACCUCUUGGCCUGGUGAAGGACGCGGCUCGCCCAGCUUACUGGGUCCCAGAUCAGGACAUCGUCUCCUGCAGCGAGUGCCAGCGGGAGUUCUCCCCUCGCCUCUCCAUCCAUCACUGUCGUGCCUGUGGGCAGGGUGUGUGUGACGACUGCUCUCAGGAGCGUCGUGCGGUGCCCUCCCGUGGCUGGGACCACCCGGUGAGGGUCUGUAACAGCUGCAACCAGAAACCUGGAGAGCUCUAGCAGGACGAGGAGGCUGAGGCCAACAGCCUCCAACACUGAAAACUGGAAAUACUGUUUCGACUUCAAGGCUAUUAUAUUUUUUUUAUCGCCACUGGAGCGGGUGUGGCAGGUUGGACUCUGAGUAUCAUUUUUAAAGCUGUCCUCGCAUCACAUCAGUCCCAAUUUCACUUAAAUUUGCCUCUAAUUUACACUGUGAAGUAUACCAGUCAGACUGAAUCUUUAAUAUCAAGAAGUUAGUAAGUUAAAGGACCUUUAGGUGAAAGUCAGACAAAUUUCCGUCCUUUAAAACUGAUCCCCAUGCACAUGAAGCCCUGACACCUUUGACAAUCCUUCCCUGUGUAACUAGAGCACCUUUUGUCGUCAGAUACUACAUGUUAACCAGUUUAUUAUCAGAAGUACUGACAGAGCAUCUUAAUCUGACUUUAGGUUUGCACUUUGAUUCUCAAAGCUCUGGAUGUAGCAUUCAGUGUUCGCUAUAGAGGAAAACAACAGAUAACUUGAAAAUUAAUCCACCUCAAUUGAAUGGAUGUCAGCCAGCUUCCCUCUGCUUUUCUUGAUUCAAACAAUCGGAAGCCAAUGAUGAACUGUAGCACAGAGAUGCAUUCCAACUAAAAUAAUAAUGACUUAGUGUUUCCUACUUACAUAAUCCUUAGUGGUUGUUUGUGCUUUUGAAUUGGCAGAUUGUAAUAGAGCAGCCUUAAUAAAGCUGUCUGGAUUGACUGUUUAAAUUUUACAUAGAUCAUAAAUAUAAGGGAUAAAGUUUACUUUAUUAGGGAUAUUUUUAAAUGGCCUCGUUUCUUUUAAGAUGUCAAAACUACUAUCGAGAGAAACCUGACUGCAGUGUAAUGAAACAGUCUUGCUUUUAGAGUGGCUGGCUCACAGUAGCUGAUGUAGUUUAAAAAAAUAAAGACUUCAAUGUGUCUUUGAGGCUGGCCCCUCAAAACAGGAGAAGAGUAAGUCAUUACUCUGUCUACUCAGGCUGUGUAGCAAUGUUAGCAAUGAUGAUGUUGCCUUUACUGCAACGAGACUGUACUUGACCACUGUCUGAUAAAUACAACAUAUGACGUUACCGAAGUGUUAUAUCAGACAUAGUGAUGCUUAUCCUUGGGCUUUUUCGGUGACUGAUCAGGAGAGUGUGUUUGGUUUUGAUGUCACAACACAUAAGCUGAAAUAACAGUAAAGGAGCUCUUUGGCAUCUCAGAAGGAGAUGUUCAAUUAAAUAUCACAAGGAACAAAUCAAUCAAUACUUUAAUGUUCUUGUAUGCUCAUAAUGUACGUAUUAAACUGCAGAAAACCUCA